Nilaparvata lugens (brown planthopper) is the source of this 3242-nucleotide messenger RNA. RefSeq lists its product as uncharacterized. The transcript is spliced from 3 exons. Bases 550 to 1572 code for a protein of 340 amino acids. Lineage: Eukaryota; Metazoa; Arthropoda; Insecta; Hemiptera; Delphacidae. The record is from RefSeq and is a predicted model, not a curated record.
CAUGAAUGUAACAAAUACUAUGAUUAUUUUCAUUUCUUGUCCUAUUGACUUGACUCCCAUCGUGUCUGCUGGCAAACUAAGUUUGCAGUGACAUGCAACUGAAUGCAUUCAUGCAUGACACGUGUGUGCAGCUAUGCAUGACCAGACAUGUCUGAACAUGUCUGUGUGAAGUCAUUAACCUUUGACUAUAAAUAGUCAUGUAGAACAAUGAUUGUACAUCAGUUGUGCACAGUUGUUGAUCACACACACACACACAAGGUAAGUUAAAUGAAGUGCAAUAAUCAACAUAUCGUCGCUUAAGAAACAACACCGCCUAUGUGACAUUUUUUUCAAAAUCUGGUUUAUUGUUGCAAACGCUCCAAACGGUGUUUAGCUACACUAUGACUAUGUAGUUUCACUCAUAAACCGAUAGAAUUCGCUGUAAAUCAAUUUCUUCUAACUCCGCCAAUCAGCUGGUCAAGAAACAAUACCGCUCAACUCCUUCAGUUUGAACAUUGUGCUUAUGGAGGAUUCAGUUGCAACUCGUAACCGGCUUGAAAUAAAGCAAUCAUGUCAGACUCAGGAGACGAUGUUUCAAUUGAUGAUGUUGGACUUUCAAGUGGUGAUGAAGAACUCCUCCAAUCUAUGGGCUUCACAUCCAAGUUAAUUGGAGUAGCUCUAAAAAAUAUUCCUUAUCAGGAUUCUUCAAUGAGAGUUUCUCAAGGUGGAACAGGUGGUGCGCCUAAUAGCUCUGAUCUGGAACAUGUCUCGCAGCAUGAUGGCACUACUACACAAGAAGACCAUCGACCAUUGACCAGCAAUACUACCAAUGAAGAAGAUAUCACUCCAGAUUGUCAACUCGAUGUCAGCUCGGAUUUAAUUUCCUACAAGUCGUAUAUUUUUAGUGAUGUGAAUUUAAGCUCAUGUAGCAAUAUUGAAGAACGUACAGUUUUGGACAUAACAAAUACACAAAAAAAUAAAACAUUAUCUCCAUUUGGAAAUAGGGGAAAUAUCAAUGAAGAAUGUUCUAGUGAGGAAUCAAGCCAAUCUGAUGACCCUGAUUACUUGCCUGAAUUGGAUCUAGCAGGACAAACGGCAGAAGAGCUAAAUAUGGAUGAAGACAUAGACGAAAAUAAUGAAUGUUGUGACAAAGAGAACAAUAACAUUGUGAAAGAUAAUAAAGAAGAAGAUAAUCAUGAGAAAGAGCAGCCAAAGAAAUUGAGAAAGAAAGAUAAUAAACAGAAUUGGAAAAAAAACGUUGCCUAUGAUAAAAGACAGAAAGGAGAAGCCUACAUAGGGUAUAGAAGAUGUAAUCCUGGAAAAGUAGCACAUGAUAUUGAAAGGGAAGCUAAGGUUUUAGGUCCUAGAUGCCAAUCCGUAGCAUGUAUCAAGUCAAAGUUGAGAGCAUGCAACACUAUCACCGAAGAUGAGAGACUAAAGAUUUUCAAUGGUUUUUGGAAGAAAAUGUCGUGGGACCAAAGAAAAGUGUAUGUUGUUAGUUUGUUAGAAAAAGUUGAUGUUUCUCGUAGAAGAAGCCAAUCUGAGAAUUCCAGAUGGAGUGAAACACUCAAAAUAUUUCCUGGUUAUAAAUGAAAUUCGAGUACAAGUGUGUCAGAAAACUUUUUUGAAUACACUUGGGAUUAAAAAGUGGUUCAUUCGCUAUUGGUUCAAAGGAGAAGGACAUUCGACUGCUAACGGUACUAUCCAGGUUGAUAACAAAAUUGUAAGCUCAUCACAAAACUCACGUUCAUCAAAAAAAGGGGUGCCAAAAAAAAUUGAAGAUAUAAAUUUUUUAAUACAAUAUUUGAAAUCGUUACCUACUGUGCCCUCCCAUUAUUGUAGGUCAAGCACGACAAAACUGUACAUAGAACCAACCUUCGAUUCCAUGACAGAGCUGUAUGAAUCUUAUGCUGAAGUUUGUAAAAACAAAGAGAAAACUAUUUUGAGUCGGUUUACUUUUGAUAAGAUUUUCAAUAAAGAGAAUCUGUCAUUAUUCCAACCGAAGAAAGAUGUAUGUGAUAUCUGCAAUAGUUUUAAAGUGAAAAGCGGUAUGAUAUCAGAAGAGGAUUAUAGACAACACUUGAAAAACAAAGAUAAAGCUCAAGCAGAAAAAGAAAAUGAUAAGAGAAGAGGAAAGGCCAACGAAAUUCAUGUAUUCACACAAGACACACAAGCAGUAAAAUUGGCGCCUUGUGUGAAUGCCUCUGCAAUGUACUACAAAACGAAAUUGUGUGUACAUAAUUUCACAAUGUACAACAAUGCAACAAAGGACGCAGUAACCUAUUGGUGGGAUGAGACCCAAAGUGAAUUGAGCGCAUCCUCUUUUGCCUCCUGCGUGAUUCACAACCUGAAACAGAUCCUCAGCACAGAAUUAAAACCAAUAGUUCUUUGGUCUGACGGCUGUUGUUACCAAAACAGAAGUAGUGUGAUAUCCAAUGCUUUAUUACACUUAGCCAGAGAGAAAGGAGUCGAAAUUGAACAGAAGUUCCUGGUCAAGGGGCAUACUAUGAUGGAGUGUGACAGUGUCCACUCCACCAUUGAUACCAUUUUGAACCCAAAAAGAGGGACGAGGAACAAAAAAACAGUGAGAGAAAUAUACCUGCCAAGUCAGUACUCUCAAUUGGCAAAGGAGGCGAGGAAAACUCCCUUUCCUUACAGGUCAGAAUGCUUGGACUUCAAAUUUUUUAAAAAUUAUGCAAACAAGGAGACUAUGGUGUAUGAAUCAAUUCGCCCUGGAAAGAGACUAGGAGAUCCAAAAGUAACUGAUAUCAGGGCUUUGAAACACAAGCCUGAUGGUACUAUUGAGUACAAAAUUAAUUUUGAUGAGGAGUAUGCCCCCUUGCCCGUCAGACCUAAACAGAUCCGUGCUAUUGUUGAAUUCCCUCAUUUGAACAAUGAAAGAAUAAAAAUAAAAAAAACAAAAUGGGACCACCUACAAGAGCUCAAGGCUCACAUUCCUGUAGACUGCCACAAUUACUACGACAACAUUCCAUAUGAGGCAUAAUAAAGAUUCCCCCAGCAAGAGAAAGGGCAGAGUGAAGAAAAUUUUUUAUAACACUGAUAGACUCUUUUGUUCUUAUUAUUUUUUCUAAAUUAAUAACUUUUGAAUUUUAUUCGAUCACCUACUAUAAUUAUCCAUAUUUCAAGAUUUGAUUUAUGCACAUUAAUACUUUACAUCUACCCUAUCUUUAAUUCAUACUUUACAUUAUCUUUAUCAUUCAGUUUUUUAUAUUUCAAGCACUAUAAUAAACGAUUGAAACUGC